AUGAAGGUCCUACACGGUGUGGAUGAAGUUGUUCAAUGGAGAACCACCAAUGUCGAUAGAAGGUUUCAAUCCAGCGGGUUUGUGCCCACAAUGGGAUGUUUGCAUGAAGGUCAUUUGUCGCUCAUACGAGCGUCCAAGCAGGAAAACGAUUUUACAAUUGCUAGCAUAUUUGUGAAUCCAUCGCAAUUUGCACCAACGGAAGACCUGGAUAAGUAUCCCAGAACAUUGCAAAAUGAUUUAGCAAUGUUGGAGGCCGAAGGUGUCGAUAUGUGCUUUGUUCCGAACGUGAAAGAGAUAUAUCCGCAAGGUAUUCCUUUACAUGUGGAUGAGCAGAGGGGUCCCUUUGUAAGCGUAUUGGGUGUGAGUGAGCAAUUGGAGGGCCGCACAAGACCCAAUUUUUUCCGUGGUGUAGCCACGGUUGUCACGAAACUGUUGAACGUGGUAUUCCCCACGAACGCGUAUUUCGGACAGAAAGAUUUCCAGCAGUUUACGGUGCUGAAAGUCAUGACAGAGGAGCUUUUUGUGAACACGAAGCUCACGAUGAUGCCCAUUGUUCGCGAUUCUGAAGGAUUGGCUUUGAGCAGCAGAAAUCGGUACUUGUGUGCGGAAUCACGUCGCAUUUCAACAGCGAUCUACCAAGGUUUGGAAGCGGCCGCUUCUGCCGUGAAUGCUCUGGAUCCUGGUGCGCAUAUCUCGCGGGAAACUCUAGAGAACAGAAUUGGCAAGAUUUGGGAGCCCUACGUGAGUUCUGGAGAUUUCGAGGUGGACUACGUUUCCGUGGCGCAUGCCAGGUCACUGCAAGAGCUAGAUGAUGUUUCUCGAGACGCAGACGUUGUCAUCAGCUGCGCGGUCUAUGUUACGGACCGAGAGGUCAAGUCGACGAGAGUGAGAUUGAUAGACAAUGUGGUCUUGACGUAG
This is a messenger RNA of Lachancea lanzarotensis, 918 nucleotides long. RefSeq names its product LALA0S09e04456g1_1 (gene PAN6). Gene Ontology annotation, molecular function: pantoate-beta-alanine ligase activity. Bases 1 to 918 code for a protein of 305 amino acids. Gene Ontology annotation, biological process: pantothenate biosynthetic process. Lineage: Eukaryota; Fungi; Ascomycota; Saccharomycetes; Saccharomycetales; Saccharomycetaceae. The record is from RefSeq and is a predicted model, not a curated record. The transcript has a single exon.